ACCUGUUAGCCAAAAUACUGGAUAGCACAGCCUAUGAGAGCAAAAAUAUGAGCACAUCCACCACCACAAAUCUUCCUCACAACAUCAAACCAAAUGAAUCCUCAGAAGAUAUCAAAUCUCCCACCCCCAAGCUCUCCCAGAAAACAAUCUUACACAUCGUAAACACGAAAUGCGCAACUUCGCUUCAACAUCUCAAGCAAGCUCAUGGUGUUGCCCUGAGGUCUGGCCACUUCCAAGACCAUUACGUGGCCGGGGCUAUCGUGAAAUGCUACGCAAGCAACAACUUCGGUCUUGCGCUGAAGGUGUUCGAUUGUGUGUGGAGGCCGAAUGUGUUUGUGUGGAAUAUUGUGAUCAAAGGGUGCCUAGAGCACAAUGAGGCAUUCAGUUGUGUGUCAUAUUAUUGUAAGAUGGUGGAUAUGAAUGCCAGGCCUAAUAAGUUCACGUAUUCCAUGUUGUUCAAAGCCUGUUCGUUGGCUCAAGCGGUGGAGGAAGGCCUGCAAAUUCACGCGCAUGUUGUUAAAAAUCAGUUUGGUGAAGAUGGGCACAUAAGGAGCGCUGGGAUUCAAAUGUACGCGUCUUUUGGGCUCGUGGAGGAGGCAAGGAUAAUGUUCGAUGAGGGUGGGGAAGCGAACGAUGUUGUUUGUUGGAACGCGAUGAUUGAUGGUUACAUGAAAUGUGGAGAUGUAGAGGCAGCUAAAGAAUUGUUUUAUAAGCAUACGGCGAGUAAAAAUAUCGGUUCUUGGAAUGCAAUGGUGAGCGGUCUUGCUAGGUGUGGCAGGAUUAAAGAGGCGAGGGAGUUGUUUGACGGCAUGAGCGAAAGGGACGAGAUAUCUUGGAGUACUAUGAUUGAUGGCUAUAUUCAAGGAGGGUUUCACAAGGAGGCCUUGGAAAUUUUCAAUGCGAUGCAAAAGGAGAAUCUAAUUAGUCCGAAAAAAUUCGUGUUGUCAAGUGUGCUAGCUGCUUGUGCUAAUGUGGGAGCGCUUGAUCAAGGAAAAUGGAUUCAUGCUUACAUCAAGAAGAACAAUAUUCAGUUGGAUGCGGUUGUUGGGACUGCUUUGCUUGACAUGUACGCAAAAUGCGGGCGGAUUGACAUGGCGUGGGAGGUGUUUGAAAAUGUCAAACAGAAAGAGAUUUCGACAUGGAAUGCCAUGAUUGGAGCGCUUGCUAUGCACGGCCGAGCAGAGGAUGCAGUUGAACUUUUUGCCAAGAUGCAGAUGCGUAAGUUGGAACCAAAUGGAAUUACAUUUUUGAAUGCCUUAAAUGCUUGUGCUCAUUCAGGUUUUGUCGAGAAAGGUCUUGAAAUUUUCAGUUCUAUGAAGAGAUUUUAUGGCAUUCAGCCUGAGGUGGAGCACUACGGCUGUGUGGUUGAUAUGUUUGGAAGGGCAGGGAAAUUGGAAGAGGCAGAGCAGCUCAUAAACUUGAUGCCAAUUGAACCCAAUGCGGCAGUUUGGGGGGCGUUAUUAGGCGCUUGCAGGAUACAUGGAAAAGUCGAAAUGGGAGAGAGAGUAGGAAAGAUUUUGCUCGAAUUGGAGCCUCAAAACAGCGGUCGCUACACGUUGUUAUCAAACAUUUACGCGAAGGCAGGCAGGUUUGAUGAUGUUGCAAAAGUAAGAACCUUGAUGAAGGAGAGAGGGGUUAAGACAAGUCCAGGGAUUAGCAUGGUCGACAUUGGUGGCAUUGUUCAUGAAUUCAAGGUGGGAGACGGAUCACACCCGAACACUAAGGAGGUCUAUUCGACGCUGGAGAGGAUCAUAGAGAAGCUGCAGACGGAGGGCUAUUCGCCGAAUAGCUCACAAGUCUUGUUUGACAUUGCAGAGGAGGAGAAGGAAAGUGCAUUGCAGUACCACAGUGAAAAGCUUGCCAUUGCUUUUGGAGUCCUCAACACAAAACCCGGAACAGCCAUUCGCGUCACGAAGAACUUGAGGAUCUGUGAGGAUUGCCAUUCUGCAGUAAAGAUCUUCUCAAAAGUAUACGAAAGGGAUGUGAUCGUUAGGGACCGGAUGCGGUAUCAUCAUUUUAGAAAUGGAAGGUGUUCAUGUAAGGAUUUUUGGUAACUGAGGUCUUAAGGCUCAUGAUCGAAGCAAAUGUAUGUAAUACACAAGAGAUUAAAGAUC
Pyrus x bretschneideri (Chinese white pear) is the source of this 2114-nucleotide messenger RNA. RefSeq names its product pentatricopeptide repeat-containing protein At5g48910-like. Lineage: Eukaryota; Viridiplantae; Streptophyta; Magnoliopsida; Rosales; Rosaceae. Bases 48 to 2054 code for a protein of 668 amino acids. Gene Ontology annotation, molecular function: protein binding; zinc ion binding; RNA binding. The record is from RefSeq and is a predicted model, not a curated record. The transcript has a single exon. Gene Ontology annotation, biological process: RNA modification.